This is a messenger RNA of Phoenix dactylifera (date palm), 3639 nucleotides long. The record is from RefSeq and is a predicted model, not a curated record. Lineage: Eukaryota; Viridiplantae; Streptophyta; Magnoliopsida; Arecales; Arecaceae.
UUCGCUCUUCUGACCCUCCCACUACUUCCCGUCCUGAUCGCCGGCCGAAACAAACGCCAUAUGCAUAUAAAAAAAUCGUGGCUUUCGAAGGGGGGAAAGCUUUUAAUAAACUCUGACCCCUAGCUCGGAAUCCCUCCAGCGCAAAAAAAAAAAAAAAGGUCGCGAGGGGCGGGGCGGAGAUGGAGGAGUUCCUGAGGAAGAACUUCGAUGUGCCGCCGAAGAACCCGUCGGAGGAGGCGCAGCGCCGGUGGCGGAGCCAGGUGGGGAAGAUCGUCAGGAACCACCGGCGGCGGUUCCGCAUGGUCCCCGAUCUCGACAAGCGCUCCGAGUCCCAGGCCAAGCAGCGCAAGAUCCAGGAGAAAAUUCGAGUCGCCCUCUAUGUACAACAGGCUGCUCUGCAAUUUAUUGAUGCUGCUAAAACUGAAUAUCAGAUUCCAGAAGAGGUUAGGAAAGCUGGUUUUUAUAUCAAUCCUGAUGAACUGGCAUCUAUUGCACGUGGACACAACACCAAGAUCUUGAAGAUCCAUGGAGGAGUUGGUAGGUUAGCAAGAAAACUAUCUGUCUCACUAGAAGAUGGCAUCAAAACAAGUGAUUUAUCCAUUAGGCAGAAUAUUUUUGGCGUCAACCAAUAUGUAGAGAAGCCCGCAAGAAACUUCUGGAUGUUUGUAUGGGAUGCAUUGCAUGACUUGACAUUAAUUAUUCUUAUGAUAUGUGCUUUGCUUUCCGUGGUUGUCGGACUUGCAACAGAAGGGUGGCCAAAGGGUAUGUAUGAUGGGCUUGGAAUCAUACUCAGUAUUUUCCUGGUAGUCAUAGUUACUGCAGUCAGCGACUAUAAGCAAUCAUUGCAAUUUCGAGAUUUAGAUAGAGAAAAGAAAAAGAUAUUUAUUAAAGUGACAAGAGAUGGUUACAAGCAAAAGGUUUCUAUUUAUGAUGUGGUAGUUGGAGACGUUGUUGAUCUAUCAAUUGGAGAUAUAGUUCCUGCUGAUGGAAUAUAUAUAUCUGGAUAUGCCUUGUUGAUAGAUGAAUCAAGCUUGUCUGGAGAAAGUGAGCCAGUGUAUAUUUCUCAUGAAAACCCUUUUGUGCUGGCUGGGACUAAAGUGCAAGAUGGGUCUGCUAAAAUGCUAGUGACUUCUGUUGGUAUGAAGACAGAGUGGGGAAAUUUAAUGGAGACUUUAACUCAGGGUGGGGAUGAUGAAACACCUUUGCAGGUUAAGCUAAAUGGUGUUGCGACAAUUAUUGGGAAGAUUGGUUUGGCAUUUGCCACAUUAACAUUCUUAGUCCUGUUAGUGAGGUUUAUAGUGGACAAGGCCAUUCAUGUUGGCAUACUAAAUUGGGCUCCGGAUGAUGCUUUAAAUAUACUGGAUUAUUUUGCAAUUUCUGUUACUAUAAUUGUUGUUGCAGUUCCUGAAGGACUACCUUUGGCUGUGACAUUGAGUCUUGCAUUUGCAAUGAAGAAGCUGAUGGAUGAGAAGUCUCUUGUGAGACACCUAUCAGCCUGUGAGACAAUGGGAUCUGCUAAUUGCAUUUGCACUGAUAAAACGGGUACUCUGACAACUAACCAUAUGGUAGUUGAUAAGGUAUGGCUCUGUGAAGUAUCUAAAUCAUUUAGAGGCAAGGAAACUGCUAAUGAUUUGAGAGGUGCGAUGUCAGAAAAUGUUAUAGACAUCCUUCUGCAGUGUAUAUUUCAAAAUACUAGUUCAGAGGUGGUAAGAGGAACAGAUGGUAAAAACACCAUUCUGGGUACACCGACUGAAACGGCAUUUCUGGAAUUUGGCUUGGAUUUGGAAGGACUUUUUGAUACCAAACAUCGAGAUUGCAAAAAGUUAAGAGUGGAGCCCUUUAAUUCAGUUAGGAAGAAGAUGUCUGUCCUCAUUUCAUUACCUGGUGGGGUAAUUCGAGCUUUCUGCAAAGGUGCAUCAGAAAUUGUACUACAGAUGUGCGACAAGAUAAUUGAUAGUGAUGGAAACACAGUCUCAUUAUCUGAUGAGCAGAAAAAGAAUAUUGCAGAUGUCAUUAAUACUUUUGCCUGUGAAGCAUUAAGAACGCUUUGCUUGGCCUUUAAGGAUAUGCAUGGCGAUCAUAAUGGAGAAGAAAUUCCUGCUGAUGGUUACACAUUAAUAGCUGUUUUUGGCAUUAAAGAUCCAGUGCGGCCAGGUGUCAAGGAUGCAGUUCAGACUUGUAUAGCUGCUGGUAUCAAAGUGAGGAUGGUGACAGGAGACAAUAUUAAUACAGCUAAAGCCAUAGCUAAAGAGUGUGGCAUAUUGACAGAGGAUGGUUUAGCUAUAGAAGGACCAGAAUUUCGCAGCAAGAGCCCUGAAGAAAUGAAGGAAUUAAUACCUAAAAUUCAGGUCAUGGCUCGAUCUUUGCCUUUGGACAAACAUACCUUGGUGACAAACUUGAGGAAAAUGUUUAAUGAAGUUGUUGCAGUUACUGGUGAUGGAACUAAUGAUGCACCAGCAUUGCAUGAGUCGGACAUUGGUCUAGCAAUGGGUAUUGCAGGCACAGAGGUGGCAAAAGAGAGUGCUGACGUGAUCAUAAUGGAUGACAAUUUCUCUACCAUUAUUAAUGUAGCCAAAUGGGGUCGUGCGGUUUACAUAAAUAUCCAGAAGUUUGUACAGUUCCAAUUGACAGUUAAUGUGGUUGCUCUGAUGGUCAAUUUUGUUUCUGCAUGCAUCACAGGGAGUGCUCCACUCACUGCUGUCCAGUUGCUCUGGGUCAACAUGAUUAUGGAUACACUCGGUGCUUUAGCAUUAGCAACGGAGCCUCCAAGUGAUGAACUGAUGAAAAGACCACCUGUUGGGCGGGGAGAGAACUUUAUCACCAGGGUCAUGUGGAGAAAUAUCAUUGGUCAGAGUUUAUAUCAGUUGAUUGUACUUGGACUUCUCAUGUUUGAUGGGAAACGGCUUUUGAAAAUCAGGGGUCCAGAUGCUGAUUCAGUUCUCAAUACAUUCAUAUUCAACACAUUUGUGUUUUGCCAGGUCUUUAAUGAAAUAAAUAGCCGGCAGAUGGAAAAGAUUAACGUGUUCCGUGGAAUAUUCAGCAGCUGGAUCUUUUCAGCUGUCUUAGCUUCCACUAUCAUAUUCCAGGUAAUAAUAGUGCAGUUCCUUGGUGCUUUUGCAAGCACGGUGCCGCUGAGCCCACUGCUAUGGUUGCUCAGUAUACUGAUUGGAGCCAUCGGCAUGGUCUAUGCAAUCAUCUUAAAGUGCAUUCCAGUAGAACUAAACAAGCAGCCGGUUUGCGAUCAAAAUGGUUAUGAGCCAAUCCCUAGUGGUCCAGAAGGGGUGUAAGGAAACAAAGUGAGUUGUUCAUCAUUUCAUAAUAUCAUGGUUUAUAGAUGUUUUAGGAGCUAUUCAAUUAUUAUAAUAUACGCACUAUAUUUCAAAUCAUCAUUCCAUGCUUACAAACUCCCACUGUUUUGCAAGGGUUUUGUUUGGAUGUGAUGGUUUCUAGUUCGAAUUAGUUGAUGAAGUCAAUACUAAUUUGGAAAGGUUGCUUUUGCGAUUCUGUUUUCUUGCUGUAAAACAGAAAAGAAGUAAAAAUCUUUUUGGCAGUUAAAUAUUGACUUUUUAUGUUUAUGCAUCUACUUGAGUAGAAUUUGAUGAUAAAUUGUAGAUUAUUAGCACUUGCUUUCUGUGGUGA